This is a messenger RNA of Gastrolobium bilobum, 1929 nucleotides long. RefSeq lists its product as uncharacterized. The record is from RefSeq and is a predicted model, not a curated record. Gene Ontology annotation, molecular function: zinc ion binding; nucleic acid binding. Lineage: Eukaryota; Viridiplantae; Streptophyta; Magnoliopsida; Fabales; Fabaceae. Bases 1 to 1929 code for a protein of 642 amino acids. The transcript is spliced from 5 exons.
AUGGAAAGUGACACAUGCUUCCGGUGCCACCAGCAAGGGCACUGGGCUUGGUAUUGCCCACUCAACUCCUCAAACACUAGACCCCUCUCACCCUUACCCAGUAACGGUUCUCAUUCCCCCAAGAUAUGUGAGAAGCAGAGGAAAAUGUCUGAAACAGACACGUUCCACCCACACUCAUCGUCAUCACAGUACAAAGGAAUGGAAAGUGACACAUGCUUCCGCUGCCACCAGAAAGGGCACUGGGCUAGUUAUUGCCCACUCAACUCAUCCAAUACCAGACCCCUCUCACCCUUACCCAGCAACGAUUCUCAUUCCCCCAAGAUAUGGUGCCGUUGCGGCCAUGGCUUCUGCGAAGUGAAAACCGCACAAAACGACAGAAAUAGGGGCAGGAAGUACUAUGCCUGCCCCAUCAAAGGGGGGAAAACAUGUAAAGACUUUGUUAAAUGGUGCGAUGAUCCUAUCAAUGAGAGCGAUUUGCAGCCUCCCAAGUUUAAGUAUCCUGUGUGUGAAUGCAAAGCUGGAGUUUGUCGAAGGGUGGUGAAGGCAACAGAGAGCACUGAUGCGGUUAAAUACUAUUUUACUUGCCCCAUUAGAGAGAACCAUGGAUCUUGUGGUUACCUUGUGUGGGAGGAUGAGCUGCUGGAUAAUGAAAGCAUUGUUCCGAUCCAACAAAGCAGUCAAAGAACUCUGAAUGAGUUUCGGGAAUGCUACCAAAACGAUAAAACUGUUAAUCACUUGGGUAAGGGAGGUGAUUUGCUAGUAGAGCAUUCGAAAAGGAUGAGAAUCAUGGACAAUUCUGAGAAUCUCUCAUUGAUGGCUGAUUCUGAGCUUUCAGCAAGAGAAGAUGCAGCACUAAAGGAACCCCUUUCUAAACGUGUUGGUUUUCCAACAUUUGAGGUUACUGCUGAUUUUCAGGAUCUAGAUGUUGCUAACUCACUGUCAUGGGAUGCUAUUGUGGAUGAAACAUUGCUAUUAUCUCGUUUAUCAACACCUUCAAGGAUCAGUUGUCGACAGAAUAUGUUUCAGAGGCACAUUUUUGCUGGUCCUUAUCCCAUUGGUUGGUUAGGUCGCCUUAUCUUCUUCCAUCCAACACACAGCUUGAAAUUCCCUACACCACAGCCGUUUUUAUGUUGUGUUUUCCCAUCCUUUAAUCCUAUAACUGUUCCUAAACAGGAAAGUAUUCCUGAUGGUCCUUGUGAGCGCAACCAGGUUGCUAUUAGCAGCCUCAUUCAACAUCCCCAACUUUCAACUGGUUGCCAUACUGAGGUUUCUAGAGAUGCAGUUAGUACCAAUAAAUCACUAGGCAGUGAAAGAAAGCCAAUAUCAAUGGCACAAAGGCUGAGACAAAUGGUCUUAUUUGCACAGAAGCAGCUUCUCAUUGAGCUAGAGACAUUGGUCCCUCAUGAGCUUGAAUCCAUGAGAAAGGCAGCAGAGGACACUUUUGCUAUAUUAGAUAAUUUAAAAGUUGAUUAUAAACAAUUUUCUGAAUAUAUCUGGGACUUUAUCAAUCUUGCAUCAUCGGUUGCAGAAAUGGACAAGUCCAUGGAAAAUUCCCUUACUCUUGAGGAGCACAAUAAAUGCUUUGAAGAGGAGAAAGUGAGAUAUGCUUGCAUUCAUGAUGACUGUGUCAAGACUGAGACUUUGUUCCAAGUAUCUGAUGAGCAUAUACAAUCACUUUGUGAAGAGGUCUCUCACCUUGAGGCCAUGCUCCAUGUGAAACAAAGCCAAUUGAAGUCUUGUAGAUUGGAGAACUUGAAGAUAAUGACAAAUCUUGAUAAUUUAAAAAGAAAUAUGUUGGAGGCUGAAACAGCCUUAAAGGUUAGAGCUGAGCAAGUAAAGAUUACAAGGAAAUUUAGGGAAGAGAGACAAGCAAAGCAAAUUGCAGCCAAGUCAGCAUUGGAGAAGGCCAAACUUGAAUUAGAAUAUUAG